AUGCUGGCGACGGCUGCUGGACGUGAGUUUACAGCUUGCCGCUUCUUCCGCUCGCCGCCUCCUCGUGCUUUGUCACUGCCAAAGAGGCUACCACAGAAGCCUCCCAAGGCUGCAGGCAGAAAAGCGGUUGCUGCGCCGAAGGAGGCAGAAGGGCCUUCAGUCUUGUCUCCAACAUCUCUGGGCAGCGUGUGGGCACUUCUCCUGGACCUGGCUGACCUCCGGUGUUGGGCCUUGCUCAUUGUGGGCUUGCUGGUGGUUGGCUCCAGUAAAACCCUUGGCUUCCUCGCUCCUUUCGCGCUGAAGCGGGCCGUCGAUCUUUUAAGCCGCCAGGAUUACUUGGGCCUGUCAUGGUUGGCCAUCUUCGCUGCACUGAAAGGCAUGACCCAGGCCCUGAACAACAGCAAGACGGCUGUGUUGUGCUUCAUCGCACGCCCCAUGGGGAGGUUCCAUGCCAUGCGGCGAACGGGCGAGAUCCUCCGAAAGCUGGAGCGACCGCCCCGUGCGGUCGAUACUUUGUUGCGCGCCUUGCUGUUCACGCUUGUUCCGAUCUUCUACGAACUUGUCGUCGUCUUCUUCCUGCUACUAUCCCGAGCGGGUACCGACGUUGCGGCCACAGUCCUGUUCACAGUCUGCUUGUACUUCCUCUUCACCACCUGGCUGUCUGCGGGGUGGGUUGGCCGAGCCCGACGAACUGAAAAUCGUUUCGACGACGCACAGGCAACGCAGGCCAAUGAUGCCUUGCUGAAUUGCGAGCAAGUGCGGCUCCUCGCCGCCCAGAAGCGCGUUCUUCGCCGCUUCGGGCGGUUCUGGGGUGCGCUGCAGCGAGGCCAGCAGUCGUCUGACGUGGCGGCCACUGUCCUAGCAACAGGACAGCAGGCCAUCACUGCUUGCGGUCUUGGUGUGGCGCUGAUGCUGGUGGCACGCCGCGUCUGCAGCGGCACAGCCUCAGUUGGCGAUCUUCCUAUGGUUCAGGGUCUCGUAUCCCAGCUUUGGGCGCCCUUGCAGUUCUUAGGCUUCUACAUACGGCAGGCGCGGCAGGCCCUCGUCGACCUGGAGGAUGCCAGGAUGCUGCUCAACCGGCCGACUUCGGAGCUGGAGGCAGCCGAGGCGUUGGAGAGGAGGCAGCUCAGUUCGGGGCUCUCGGCGGAGGCACUCUCCAACCUCCCACAAGCUGCCCCAGGCUGCCCUUUGGUGGAGUUUCGCGACGUGUGGUUCCGCUACGAGAGCCAUCUCCCCUGGAUUUUGCAGGGCCUGUCCUUCUGCAUUGAGCCGGGGCAGUUCAUGGCGAUCGUGGGGCCAUCUGGUAGUGGGAAGAGUUCUCUCGGCCGCCUUGUGCCACGGCUCUUGGACACAUGCAAAGGCAGCGUUCUCUUCAACGGGGUGGACGUCCGCCACCUCCAGCUUUCAGAACUGCGCAGCCGUUUGGCCGUGGUUCCCCAGGAUGUGGUGGUCUUCAACUCAACCCUGCUCCGAAAUCUCACCUUCGCGCGCCCGGGUGCAUCGAAAGAGGAAGUCGAGGCUGCAGUUCGCAAGAGCGGUCUGGCAUCCGCGCUCCUCUCUGGGGAGGAGGGCGGCCUUUCGCUGCAGUCCGUGGUCGGAGAGCGAGGACUCCGCCUCUCCGGGGGCGAGCGUCAGCGGCUCUCCUUUGCCAGGGCUCUGCUGAGGGCGCCACAGACGGAACUGCUGCUUCUGGACGAGGCCACAAGUGCCCUGGAUGCUGAGACGGGUCAGCUCCUCCUGGAGAGUUUAGCUGAACUCCGAUCACGUGAAGGGGGCAGCCCACCGGCCAUCCUUGCCAUCACCCAUCAGCUGAAGAUGGCAAAGCAG
Molecule: messenger RNA, 1827 nt
Organism: Symbiodinium sp. CCMP2456
Lineage: Eukaryota; Dinophyceae; Suessiales; Symbiodiniaceae
Source: the annotation of a GenBank genome assembly